GUUGGAUCAGUUUGAAAGUGAGCGCGGGCGUUGUGCUCCGCUGUGACGGCGGAGGAGGCUUCCAGCUAGCGGAGCCUGAGGCGGGGCGGUGUCCGGGUUGGGGAUGCUUUGUCGCGUCUUCCGUACGGUAACAGGCGCGGACUUUUGGUGGAGAGUUGUGGACGUGUGCGUUUUCCUCUCUUUUGGUCGGAAGGUGUGCGUUUCCGGCGAGCUGUAACCAUUUAACACUGAACAUUCUGUUUUUGAAUCAAAGGUAGUUGACAUUUUUUUGCCAUACGUUUAGCAUUUUAUUCUUCGGAAUGAUGGAUUUCCUUUUGGAGAUGAGAACGGAAGUGUUUGCGGAAGUAAUGAUAUUGAGAGAAAUGAAUAGAAAUAACCCAUUUUGAGAAAGCCAUGGCAAAGUCCAUUACAAAACGCAGAGUUUGUUCUCAGCAAUCUUCAGUAUCUUCUCUGUUAGCAAGCUGCAGCCUGAGUGGUAGUAAUUCCUCUAAAUCUGAUGACUCUUUUCAGUAUAAGGAUAAACUGUACAGUUCUGCCUCUCAGGCUCUACAGGCCUAUAUUGAUGAUUUUGAUUUAAGCCAAAUGUAUCCUGGUGCAAGCACUGGAAAGAUUAACAUUGAUAGAUGUUCUGCUAAUAUGCCCGAAUUCUCCAACUAUAUUUAUAAACCAAACAAUGCUUUUGAAAAUCUUGAUCCCAAAAAAAGCUUCUCGUCCUUAUCGUGUAGAAGAAUGACUGUUAAUGACAUAGACUGCAUUAGCCUAACAACUGAUGAUCUAUUAAAACUUCCAGCAGAUGGGUCAUUUUCUUUAACUUGCAUUGGAUCAAGUCACCGAAAUAGCAAGAAAAACAAGAAAUGCAUUCGAAGACUGAGCUCAUUGGAUACUGAAAAGAAUCAAAAUUUUCAAGAACCUUCCACCCCCAUGUGCAAAGAUAACUUAGUUACUCCUGUUGUAUACAUAAAUAAAAAUGGAAAGCAACGUGGUAGGCUAAAAAACCCAAAACUUGUGAAUAAGACUAAUAAGUACGUUUCUGAUCCAUCUUUAUCAUUUUCCAAGAAGUUGUCUUUCAAAGACAGUUCAGAACACAAACUUGAAAAGAAUUACCCAAGAUGGCUCACUAGCCAGAAAUCUGACCUUAAUGUUUCAGGAAUAACUAGUCUACCUGAUUUCACAUACCCAGUCUGGCUCCACCAUCAAGACUUGCUACCCGACACAAAUAGUCAAAAAAGGAUUUCUAAAAUAUUUAAAGAAGAUCAGUGUUCCCCUAGACAUAGUUACCAGGCACAAAGAACUUCUCGACUUAUGAAUAAAUUAGAUAGUUUUGAAUAUUCUUUUGAACCCUCAAACAUUUCAGACUCCUUGAGUGCUGAUAAAGGAUUAAUUAAUGAAUAUAAAUGUGAUUCUGAACAUAGCCAGUGUCAGUGUGAGAAUCCACUUCUCUCAGGACAAACCAAAAAGCCAUUCAGUGGUGACAAAAUUGAAUUGCUUAUCCUGAAGGCCAAGAGAAAUCUAGAGCAUUGUACUAAAGAGUUACCAAAGUCUACAAAAAAGGAUGAUAGUCCUUGUUCAUUAGAUAAACUUGAAGCAGAAAGAUCAUGGGAAAAUAUUCCUGUUACUUUCAAAUCUCCUGUUCCUGUUAACUCUGAUGAUAGUCCUCAACAAACUUCAAGGGCAAAGUGUGCUAAAGGGUUCCUUGAUGAUUUUUUAAAUAAUGAUAAUCAGAGCUGUACCCUUUCUGGAGGGAAACAUCAUGGUCCUGUUGAAGCCCUGAAACAAAUGUUAUUUAAUCUUCAAGCAGUACAAGAAAGUUUUAAUCAGAAUAAAACAGCAGAACUGGAAGAGGACAUUAAGCAAGUUUCGGAAGAUAAUUUCUCUAAAUUACAGUUGAAAGAAAGUAUGCUUCCUAUUACUAGGUCACUUCAAAAGGCUUUGCACCAUUUAUCUCGUCUGAGAGACCUGGUUGAUGAUACCAGUGGGAAACAGUCACCGAAAAUGUGAAGAGGAAAAUAAAACGGUCCAACAAAUAAAUAGUCAUCACAGAGCAAAGAUGUAUUUUUUUUCCUGUUGCUUAAACUGACAAAGAAAUUAUAAGCCAUGCAUUAUUCCGUGAUUCGUUCAAGUAUUAUAUAUUCUUUAAAAAACAAACUUGAAAAUGUGCGUAGGUUUUGUGACCUAUCCUCACUUUAUGCCAAAAUACCAGAAUGUGAACCGAGAGGACCCACACUGUGUUCUACAGUCUGACUUUGGUCUUCAGGCUAGCAAAUGUCCGAUAUUCAAAGGUGGAUGUUGUCUGUUAUUGAAACUUAUGUGGACUUAAUCUUGAGCAUCUGCAUCAUUUUAUCUUCUGGCUCUGGGUUAUUAGGAAACUCUUCCUGGUUUCUAUCCAAAAUCUCUUUAAGUAGACUUUUUGAUACAAGUAGCAUCUACUUUUAAGUUGGCUAAAGGAAUAUCAAAAUUGUUAUGGUGUAACUUUUCCAUAUAUGUUACCUUUAAUUUUUAUAAAUAUUUUAAGGUAUGUGGUAUAUGCAAAUAACAGUUUAAUAAUGGGAUGAUACAGUGCUAAAAGGAAUGUUUUAUGUUGUGAAAUCCAAAAGAAAAACUCAUUUAACUAAUGCUUUGAUUUUGAUUCUGUGUAAGAUAAUCUUUUUUCUUUUUUUUUUUGUAUGUGUGUAAGAUAAUCUUAAUAUCACGUAAGAGUUUACAAAAUAUUUUUUGGGAGUACAUUUGAAAAUUUAAUAUUUUUAUAUUCUCAGAUUUUAGUUUUGGGGUUAGCUCAAACUAGUAAAAAUUCUAAGAUCAGGGACCAAUUGCUUUAUGCAGUUUGUUAAGUAAACUUAAAAUGAAUGUGGAAAAUCCAGAAGCAGCUUUGUAUUAUAAAGCUAUUUUGUAAGAGCUAAACAUGGUUUAAAGCAAUCUAUAAAAUUUGUGUUUAGCUGGAACUCAACAGAGCUCUAUAGUUUCGCAUUUUCUUUUUUUUUUUUUUAGUUUCGCAUUUUCUAACCAACUAAACUAAUAAGCAAGAAAACACCUUUACUAACAAAACUAGGAAUUAAAUCAUAAAGCAUAUUUUAAAAGCCUGAUGAAAUGAAAGAAUAGAAGUGUCUGUAUACAAACAGUACAAAUUAACACUGCCCAAAUUGUAGCAUCUUUGCUAGAUACCUUUACUGUCAAGUAGGAAUUUCAAAGAGUACAUUGUGUUGAAUAUUUUUUCCCCUGAAGUUUAAAGCACUAUAUAAUACCUUUGCUGUAGAAUUUACAUGUCAAAAACUAUAGAAUAAACCUUGUUUUUUUGUUUUUUGUUUUUUUUUUUGACCAGUGAGUCAGAGUUACCACCAUGCAAUUGUUUUUGCCCAGUUUGAGACUCACGGCCAUUAAGUUUGUUUUGUUUACUCUGGAGGUAUUUCUGCUACCAACAUUCUAUUUUCUGAUUAUUGUCUUCUGCUUCAAAACAUACAGUUUGCAUGUAAUCAAAUAAGAUGUUACUUUGACAAUGAAAGUAUGGUGGCUGUUAAAAAUGCAGAUUUUAAGUAGGUGAACACUAGGUGGGUCUGGGUUGAUCAUGUUCCAGACUUGGACAAAUCCACUGUGACACCAAUUCUAUAGAAAGCAGAGAAGAUGAAUACAUCAUAAUAAACUUCUAAUUGCAUAUAUGUUGAUUAGUAUGCUUAAAAAGCAUUUGCAAAGGGAUUAUGCUAUAAUACUGAACAGCACUGAUUUGGUUAGUACUGUCAUUUGCGAGAAAAUAUCUCCAGUGGUAAAUAAGAUAAGCCUUCUAAAUUUUUAUAUUACACCUAAUAUUUUAAGAAACUUGAUUAUAGUUACUAAAGGAGUAUUUUUCCUUUUGUGUUAAAUAUGGAAGCUUAGUCAUUUACCUAAAAGGGGGAUUUAAAAUGAUUGAUUCCAAUUUUU
This is a messenger RNA of Neogale vison (American mink), 3909 nucleotides long. RefSeq names its product chromosome 3 C18orf54 homolog (gene C3H18orf54). Bases 394 to 1998 code for a protein of 534 amino acids. The record is from RefSeq and is a predicted model, not a curated record. NCBI's taxonomy places the organism in Eukaryota, Metazoa, Chordata, Mammalia, Carnivora, Mustelidae. The transcript is spliced from 9 exons.